CGUGGUGGGGCUUGGGCCGCCUGGCCGGCUCGGGGCUCGGCUGGCUCAGUCUGGCGCGGGGGGUCCCGGAGCGGCGCGGCGGGAGCGCUCGGGCCCGUGGCGGCGGCGCAGGCCGGGAAGGGGGGGGCCCAGCCGGGCCCGGGGCGGGGGGAGCGCGGCGGAGCCUGGCGGCGGCGGCGAAGCAGCGGCCUGGGGGCUCCCCCCGGCGUGCGCGGGCCAAGCGGGCCGGGCCGGCGGCCGCGGCGGGGGCUAUGACGCACCCGCUGCGGGGCUCCGCACCCCCGCGUGUCCCGCAGGCAGGUCCGGCGCGCGGCUGAGAACGUCCAACCGGCGGUAUGGCCUCACAGCUGCAGGUGUUCUCCUCUCCGUCAGUAUCCUCGAGUGCCUUCUGCAGUGCCAAGAAACUGAAAGUGGAGCUCUCUGUCUGGGAUGUUUCAGGACAGAGCAGUAGUGACACAUAUUAUACCCACAGCAAAAACCUCCCAGCAGCUCAAGGGCAAGCAAGCUCCUCUCAUCAGGUAGCCAACUUCAGCAUCCCUGCUUACGAUCAGAACCUCCUGCUCCCUGCUCCUUCAGUUGAGCACGUUGCAGUUACAGCAGCUGACAGCACAGGCAGCAGUGCAACAGCGUCCUUCCAGAACAGCCAAACCCUAACACGUAGGAGCAACCUUUCUUUACUGGAACCAUACCAAAAAUGUGGAUUAAAAAGGAAAAGUGAAGAGGUUGACAGCAACGGUAGUGUGCAGAUAAUUGAGGAACAUCCACCUCUCAUGCUGCAAAACAGACCUGCGGUGGGUGCUGCGGCCACAACCACCACGGUAACCACUAAAAGCAGCAGUUCCAGUGGUGAAGGUGAUUAUCAGCUGGUCCAGCAUGAGAUCCUGUGCUCUAUGACAAACAGCUAUGAGGUCUUAGAAUUCCUGGGCCGGGGGACAUUCGGGCAGGUAGCAAAAUGCUGGAAGCGUAGCACAAAGGAGAUUGUAGCCAUCAAAAUCCUGAAAAACCAUCCUUCCUACGCUAGGCAGGGCCAGAUAGAGGUGAGCAUCCUCUCUCGCCUGAGCAGUGAGAAUGCUGAUGAAUAUAACUUCGUUCGCUCCUAUGAGUGCUUUCAACACAAGAAUCAUACAUGCCUUGUAUUUGAGAUGCUGGAACAGAACUUAUAUGAUUUCUUAAAGCAAAAUAAAUUCAGUCCGUUGCCCUUGAAAUACAUCCGGCCAAUUCUGCAGCAAGUGGCUACCGCCUUGAUGAAGUUGAAGAGCUUGGGUCUGAUACAUGCUGACCUGAAACCAGAAAACAUCAUGUUGGUGGAUCCUGCACGCCAGCCCUACAGAGUGAAGGUGAUUGACUUCGGUUCAGCCAGCCACGUGUCUAAAGCAGUGUGCUCCACUUACUUGCAGUCGCGUUAUUACAGAGCUCCUGAGAUCAUACUGGGUUUACCAUUCUGUGAAGCUAUUGACAUGUGGUCGCUGGGCUGUGUGAUAGCUGAGCUGUUUCUAGGCUGGCCUCUGUAUCCAGGAGCAUCUGAGUAUGAUCAGAUCCGUUAUAUUUCACAAACUCAAGGCUUGCCAGCGGAGUAUCUUCUCAGUGCGGGAACGAAAACAAGCAGGUUUUUUAACAGAGACCCAAAUUUGGGAUACCCAUUGUGGAGGCUAAAGACCCCAGAAGAACAUGAGUUGGAGACAGCAAUAAAAUCAAAAGAAGCUCGGAAAUAUAUAUUCAACUGUUUGGAUGAUAUGGCGCAGGUGAAUAUGUCUACAGACUUAGAAGGAACUGACAUGUUGGCAGAGAAGGCUGACCGAAGGGAAUAUAUUGAUUUGUUGAAGAAAAUGUUGACAAUUGAUGCAGAUAAGAGAAUUACUCCACUGAAGACUUUGAACCAUAAUUUUGUUACAAUGGCACAUCUACUGGAUUUCCCACACAGUAAUCAUGUGAAAUCCUGCUUUCAGAAUAUGGAGAUCUGCAAGAGAAGAGUUAAUAUGUAUGAUACAGUGAAUCAGAUUAAGAGCCCGUUCACGACUCAUGUUGCUCCUAAUACAAGCACAAAUCUCACAAUGAGCUUUAACAACCAGCUCAAUACAGUACACAACCAGGCCAGUGUAUUGGCUUCCAACUCUACUGCAGCUGCUACUCUUUCCCUGGCAAACUCGGAUGUGUCACUGCUAAACUAUCAGUCUGCUCUGUAUCCAUCAUCUGCAGCACCAGUUGCAGGAGUAGCACAACAGAGUGUUUCCCUGCAACCUGGAACCACCCAGAUCUGCACGCAGACUGAUCCAUUCCAGCAAACGUUCAUUGUUUGUCCCCCUGCUUUCCAAACUGGACUUCAGGCAACUACAAAGCAUUCUGGGUUCCCAGUAAGGAUGGAGAAUGCUGUCCCAAUUGUACCACAAGCACCUGCAGCACAGCCACUGCAGAUCCAAUCUGGCGUUCUUACACAGGGAAGCUGUACACCACUAAUGGUAGCAACUCUUCAUCCUCAAGUAGCCACCAUCACGCCGCAGUAUGCGGUCCCCUUUACUCUGAACUGCGCAGCCGGCCGGCCAGCGCUAGUAGAACAGACGGCUGCAGUACUGCAGGCCUGGCCUGGGGGAACCCAGCAGAUACUGCUUCCUUCCACCUGGCAGCAGCUCCCAGGGGUUGCUUUGCACAACUCCGUUCAGCCAGCAGCUGUGAUUCCGGAGACCAUCAGCGGCAGCCAGCAAUUAGCUGACUGGAGGAAUGCACAUUCCCAUGGAAAUCAGUAUAGCACUCUCAUGCAGCAGCCAUCGCUACUGACCAACCAUGUGACAUUAGCCACAGCACAGCCUCUGAGUGUUGGAGUUACUCAUGUUGUUAGGCAGCAGCAGAGCAGCAAUGUUCCAGCAAAGAAGAACAAGCAGCCAGCACCAAGCGUGGCCAAGCCCAGCUCAACUGUAGAGGCUGUGCCCUCCCAGGUUUACUCGCUCAUUGGCAGCAGUCCUCUGCGCUCCACCUCCUCCUCUUCCAAUGUGCUCAUCCUAGUGCCGGAGCAGCACCAGCCCAUCGUGAUCCCAGACACUCCAAGCCCACCUGUCAGUGUCAUCACCAUUCGCAGUGACACUGAUGAGGAAGAGGACAGCAAAUACAAACCUGCCAGUUUGAGCAUGAAGCAGAGAUCCAAUGUCAUCAGCUACGUUACUGUUAAUGACUCCCCUGAUUCCGACUCCUCCCUGAACAGCCCCUAUGCCGUAGACACACUUGCCUCUCUGGAGAGCACAGGCGGUGCCCUGGAGCUGCCAACUAGAGAGGCAGCUGACAGCUCCAGCUCUCGGAAUAUCAUUGUGCCACCACUGAAGACACAGCUCAGUGACUGUGUUGUAGCUACCCAAGUGUCAGGCAUCCUGAGCAGCACCAGUAAGACCAAGCCAGUGGCCUCCAUGAGCGGGCAGUCAUCAGGAUGCUGUAUAACACCUACUGGGUACCGCUCGCAUCGCGUGGUAGCAAAUGGUGUGCAGCCUCUCAAUCUCAGCCAGAACCAGCAAACAACAGUGCUGGCCUCCCAGGAGAGAAGUGGAAAUGCUAUCCCACGUAGGCAGCAAGCUUAUGUGGCACCCCUUGCAUCAACUAUUUCUCAGGCUCCCUAUGCGUUCCAGCACAGCAGCCCAGUGCAUCCCCACCUGGCAGCAGCAACGGCAAGUGCACAUCUGUCCAGCCAGCCACAUAUGUACACUUACGCUCCAACCACUGCUGCAACCCUGGGCUCCACCACAUCCAUCGCCCACCUCUUCUCCCCUCAGGGCUCUUCACGGCACACCACGUACGCUGCCCAUCCCAGCACACUUGUCCACCAGGUCCCUGUGAGUGUUGGUCCAAGUCUGCUGACUUCUGCGAAUGUUCCACCUGCCCAAUACCAACACCAGUUUGCUCCCCAGUCCUACAUUGGUGCUUCCAGAGGAUCUACUAUUUACACUGGAUAUCCGCUGAGCCCUACAAAGAUCAACCAGUACUCAUACUUGUAGUUUCCAGAAAGCAAUGGGCCUGGGGGUUUGGAGAAGAAAUUUUGGUGAACAUUUACCUGGUAAUGACUGUCUGACUUUUUAUUUCUCCCUGAUUUCUUUUGUUUCUCCUUGUUAUGUUUCUUCCUGAUUUGCUUGUGUGUUCAAAAACAAUUCUCGUGAGUUCCAUCACUAACUGAACAGCAUGCUUUGUUACCAGUACGUUAGUGUUACCAAACUUGGUUAGUGUUACCAACUCUAAUUCAGUAUUGCUAACACUAACACUCAUUCAGUUUUUAAACUUUUAUUUACUUUUUUUUUUUUUUUUUGAAGAGAUGCUUUUAAAAGCUUUGUGGUCACAUUUAUUUAAAAUUGUUCCGUUGUGCUAAUCAAAAGGGCGAAGAACAUCCAUGUCUUGGAAGACAGAGCCUGAUGACUUUUUUAACAAAAAGACUAGCAGAUUAUAUUUUAGCAGCUUACACAAAUCCAUCUUUCCACAAAAACAUAAUGCAUGUUUAUCUGCUGGAGCAGUUUUAAAAUCAAGCUUAAUAUUUUAACAUUUGUUCUCUCAUUCACUUUGUCUCUAACAAAUUCCUGGUUCUGCAAAAGCCAUUUACAUGUUAAUGUCAAUGUUUUUUGUUUACUGCUCUGCUUUGUUUAAGGACUGGUCAAGGCAGCUGCCUCCUACUAGCAAUGUUACAUAUUCAGGAGUCCAUGUAAACUCUGAAGUCUGUUUAAUUUUCUUGACAAUUACGUGUCUCCAUUAACCAGCUGAAUUUUUAUUGCAUUCAUCACAGAAUUCUUCUAAGUUUUUCAAACUAUAUUCAAGAUCUCACUGUGUAACAGAACUCAGCAGCUUUGUCGGGAUGCUGCCAUCUUCAGCCGAGAGUGAACAGUGCAGCAUUGCUCUGAAAUUGGGUUUCUCUAACUUAUUAGAUGCUGGCCCUAUACUGGAGCUGGAUUCCUUCACAGAAGCACAGGGCUUUUCUUUGUUCUGUUUUUCUUAAUGUUUUUCCUCACGUGGUUCAUUGAGGAGGGAGUUGAAUUUGACAUACAAUGAAACAUCACUGUAUUGAUGUGUACAGCUUUUUAUACUCCUGGAUAUGUCAACAGCUACUUUAAAGCACUCUUAAUAAGACUUGUAUACAUUACAUGCAUGUAGGAAUUGCAAAAAAACAAAAAAGAGAGAAAGAAAAAGAAAAAAAAAAAGGAAAAAAAUCCAGAUUUUAAAGUUUAUUACUGAAUUUAAAACUAUUUUAGAAGUUUUGUAUUGGUGGUGUUUUAAUAUUUUACAUAAAAUUAAAUAUGUACAUAUUGAUUAGAAAAAUAUAACAAGCAAAACUUCCUGCUAACCCCAAAUGUUCUGUCUUUGUAAUCAAAAUGUGUAGUGAUUAUACUUGAAUUCUGUAUUUAGUGUUUGUCUAAUUCUUAAACGUUCCUGGGGAUGGAGUUUGAUGUAUCCUUUGUAUUUAAACCAAAAUGAAUUGAUUCAUGUUGGAAUGUAUGUGAUAUAAUGCAAUGGUUAGAGCUCAUCACUGUAGCACUGAGAGAGGAGUAGAGCUUCAUGAGAGACAAGGAUACCUUCUGAUUUGUUUUGCACAGGUAUGUGUGAUGAAGAGUUGUUUGGUGUGUCCCCUUAUUGUAGUGCCUUAAAUGAUGAUGUAGUGUGACUAGAGUUUACAGUGAGCUUGCCUUAUGAGGGACCAGCAAGCCCCCGUCGAAUUGAAGCAAUUCACUAAGCUUAUCACAGCAAGAACAGCAGUAUGUUGCAUAGGUGCAUUGUUCUCAGUUUUAAUGCUAAUAUCAUAAAAAAAACCUACAUUUUUGUUUGGAGUGAAGCGACGUUUCCUUAAAGCUUUUCCUUGACGAUGGCACAUAUACUGUUAAAUGUCUGUCAGUGCAUUUCGAAUAAGGUAGUGCUGGGAAUGCAUUGGAAUGUUUAGUCUAAUAUUGCAGAAGUGAUUAAAUAUGUGCAAUCACUUUUUUAUUAGGUUAGUAUGGCGUUACCUUCCCCCACGUUAAUAGCAGACAUUUCUUGUAAAAUAUUGCUAGCUUGGUGAUAGAAUAUUUAUACCAAAGAAAGCCUGCUGUAAAGCACAUAAUACCAUUUAAAAAUUUUAUAAUGCUACUGCUAAUGUGGAGUUGUUGGGAAGGUUUGUCAGCUGUAGCCCUAGUCAGUGUUCAGAGGAAAUACUCAUUUCCAUCUUCAGUAUGUAGAUUAAGUAUCUUGUCCAAGUGGAUGAUAAACUGGCUCGACGGUCGUGUUACUGCAGCAAUAAGAGGUUUGGG
Messenger RNA from Strigops habroptila (Kakapo), 6239 nucleotides. It is a transcript of the gene HIPK1, whose product is annotated as homeodomain interacting protein kinase 1. The record is from RefSeq and is a predicted model, not a curated record. Gene Ontology annotation, molecular function: protein tyrosine kinase activity; ATP binding; protein serine/threonine kinase activity. NCBI's taxonomy places the organism in Eukaryota, Metazoa, Chordata, Aves, Psittaciformes, Psittacidae. Bases 336 to 3974 code for a protein of 1212 amino acids. Gene Ontology annotation, biological process: smoothened signaling pathway; peptidyl-threonine phosphorylation; intrinsic apoptotic signaling pathway in response to DNA damage by p53 class mediator. The transcript has 16 exons. Gene Ontology annotation, cellular component: cytoplasm; nucleus; PML body.